AUGGCCUCACCCCUUAAGGGAAAGUCUUCUUCGCCCCGAGUGGAGACGACCCGCUAUAAGGAGACUUCGACGGUCCGUGUGGAGACAUCGUCCCACCGCGUGGAGACCUCGUCUCGGCAGGUGCGAACGUCCUCCCGGCAGGUGGAGACCGCCCAGCGCCGCACUGAGGGACCCUCCAUUUCCCCCUCCGGGAAGCGGCUCCCUCGGGUCCUGGAGGUGUCCUCCCAGCAUGCGGAGUCCUCCUCCCAGCACACAGAAACGUCCUCCCGCCACGUUCGGGCCUCGAGUCAGCGGGUGGAGAGGUCCCUGCACCGCGUGGAGAACCCAGCCCGGCGGGACAAGCCGGCAGCCCGCCAGAACGUAAAAAUGGCCCCAUGA
This is a messenger RNA of Chrysochloris asiatica (Cape golden mole), 378 nucleotides long. RefSeq names its product chromosome unknown open reading frame, human C17orf100 (gene CUNH17orf100). NCBI's taxonomy places the organism in Eukaryota, Metazoa, Chordata, Mammalia, Afrosoricida, Chrysochloridae. Bases 1 to 378 code for a protein of 125 amino acids. The record is from RefSeq and is a predicted model, not a curated record. The transcript has a single exon.